Pezoporus occidentalis (night parrot) is the source of this 5286-nucleotide messenger RNA. It is a transcript of the gene LRRIQ1, whose product is annotated as leucine rich repeats and IQ motif containing 1. Lineage: Eukaryota; Metazoa; Chordata; Aves; Psittaciformes; Psittacidae. The record is from RefSeq and is a predicted model, not a curated record. Gene Ontology annotation, molecular function: protein binding. The transcript is spliced from 25 exons. The coding region runs from base 570 to 4874 and encodes 1434 amino acids.
GGAUUGUAGUCGUCCCGCGAGGGCCUGCCUAGGGGCGGUUGGGGGCUGCGGAGUUUCACGGCCGAGGGGUGGCCCGUCUCCGGAGUCAGCCAGGAAGGCGGACGCUUCGGUAGGAGCUCGGCUGAAGGAGGAGUGAGUAGCUGCACGGAGUAGACCGAGGAGACUGGAGGGCUAUGGGCUCCCGAGAGGGAGGACUACAGCCCCCAGCACGCAACGCAGCUACUUUGCGGUCAUUCCGGGAAGCGGCGGCGGGCGGGCAUCCUCCCUACCGCCAUGGCUUCUGGGAGGUGUAGUUCCUCUCAAGAAGGACCUUCUUUGUACUAAACUUUACAUCUGGAAUGCGCUCUGCGUGUUCUUUCUCCUGUUCCAGGAGCCGGCGACGGACGAGGCUCGCUGGCUCUGAUGGAGAUGGUCUGGGCUGCCUCCCCUGCCCCCUGACUGGGGCUAGGAGUGAGGACUGGGGUGCGGGUUGCAGAGGGAGAGGGGGGUAGCUGCGGACCCCUUCCCGUCCUGCCUGCAUCGGUCUACAAGUCUUAUUUGAAAGCAGAUAAGACACUGUGGAAAGUAAAAUGUCAGAAGAUACUGAGGGAAUUGAAAAAGAAAUAGAAGUUGAAUUAAGCAGAAUCGUUGUUUCUUCCUUUGAAGCAGAUGACCUUGACACAGAAGUAUCAGGCGGAGCUUUGAGAGACAGUGAGGCAAUUUCAGAUGACUUGCCAGAAUCAGUUAUCUCCUAUUUAAACUUCAUAAAAAGCAGAAAUCAAGAUGCUGAAAAGUUUAUACUGCAAGACUUAGAAGAUGAAGAAACUGCAAGUAAGAUUUAUGGAGUAGUUUCUUGCCAUGCUUCAGAUUACUUGGCAAAAUUGGCUUCUGAAUAUUAUGAAGAUCCAGAACAAUUUAAAAAAAAGUUUGUUGUGCAGAAACACCAAAUUGCAGUAGAAGAUGAGUUAUGGAAAGAAAAGAAAGCUUGGAGAGACAAAACGAUGCAACAUGAGGAAUUGAUCAUGAAGCUACAGUUGCAAAUGGAAGAUGAGAAAAAUUCCUUGGAAAAGCAGAAAGCAAAAGAAAGACAACACCUGACAGAACAACAAAAUACAGCAGCUGUGAAAAUUCAAGCUAGAUUUAGGUCAUUUUUGGUCCAUAAAAAAUAUGCUCCCAUUUUAAAACAAUGGAAAGAUGAAAUAAAAAAGAAGCAGAAAAUACUAGAAGAAAUAGAGAGAGAAGUGAAAGGAAAAGAGGAAAAAAUGAAAAUGCGAAUGGCAGAAAAUUGGCAAAAGAAAGAAGAAUUAAAAAAGAGACAAGAACUUCUUGAAAGACAGGAAUAUUUGGAACAGGUGAGGAGAUGUGAGGAUUAUGAGAAAAAGAAAGAAAGCCUGAGACUUAAAAGAGAAAAACAGUUGCAAAUAAGAAGAGAAGAUCAGAGAAAACUAGGAGAAAAAAAAGCAAAAGCUGUGAUGAGUGAAAGCACAGAAGAGAAGAAAGGAAACAUAAACAACCAUAAGCAGACAGAAAAUACAAAAGUAGUAAGAGAACAGGAGGAGGAAGAAGUAGAGGAAGAAGAAAAACAGGUUAAAAUGAUGGAUGAAAAAACAUAUUGGAUUAUUCCAGCAGAAAGAACUUUGACUUCAACAUCAAAUAUGCUAGGCUCUGAGAAGGAGCACUUUUUUCAAGUAAAUAAUGACAGCAUAUACAAAAAUUCAGUAACACAUGUAGGAGAAACUUACUCACAAACUAGAGAUCUUAAUAAAGCUUCAAAUAAUCAUACUUCAAACAAUGAAUCUGUUAAUUUUGGAACUAACAACAUGGUAGAAAAUAAGGCAAGCAAUAUAUGCAGCAGUUCAGCAAUCGUCCAACCAGAUGAUAGUGAUAAAGAAGUCAAAGAUCACGUUUCUCAGUCUGAAACAAGGAAGAAAACUGUGUUUCUAAUGGAAGAUGCUAAUGAAGUCAGAGGGACUUCAGACAAAAUUCAAGAUUCAGCUGAGUGUUCCAUUAGUAUAAUUCUUCCUGAUGAUAUUGAAAAGAAGAGAAUAAACUGGAUGAACACAUGUAAAUCCUGGUCUAAAAUACAUGAAGAAAAUCAAAGAAAGAAAGCAGCUGAAAAAAAACGAGCAAGGAAGAGUUCACUUAGCAAGAUGCCUAAAAUGCCUCCAUUAAGUACAGAAAAGAUAAUUCACAGCAGCCCUUGGUGUACUCUGAAGCAGGUCACAACACUUACACUUGAAGAUUUGCCAGCUUGUAGUCUCUCAACGUUAUCUGAGUGUUCAAAUCUUCAAUUUUUGACUCUGAGGCGCUGUGGACUAGUUGCACUGGAAGGACUAAGUAGCUGCAAAGACCUGAAGUAUAUCAAUGUGGAGGAAAACAACAUUCAGAUAAUUGACUGUGAAAAUCUAGAAAAUCUUAGUAUUCUUAUUCUGAGUAAGAACCAUCUUUCAUCAGUUUUUGGCUUAGAUGACUGCAUAAAUCUUCAAAAUCUUGAACUUUCCUACAACAGAAUCACUCGGAUUGGUGGUCUGGAGUCACUGAAAAAUCUUCAGCAAUUAAUUGUGGACCAUAAUCAGUUAAUCAGCACAAAAGGUCUUUAUGAGGCACCUACUCUCAUUCACCUUGACUGCUCUUUCAAUCAUCUCACACAAGUUGAAGGCAUUGAGAAUUGUGGCCUACUUCAAAUUCUGAAGUUGCAAGGCAAUAACCUCCAGGAGUUUCCAAGACUGGAAAAUCAUGUUCUCCUUAGAGAACUAUAUUUGGAUGACAAUAGCUUUUCUGCUAUGAGAAUGCUUCCUUUGUACUGGUUGCCUCUAUUGCAGAUUCUUUUGCUGUCUCAAAAUAGAUUAACUGAGCUUGUGCCUUUGAAUUCAUUUUUAUCUUUGGAAAAGCUGGAUAUCAAAAAUAACUGCUUGUCAGACCUUGAAAGUGUCAUUUCGUGGUUAAGUGGCUGUCAAAAGCUAAAGGAGUUGUCACUCAGUGGAAAUCCUAUUCUUCAAGAAAGAAAUUGGAGGCCUUCCUUUUGUAAGGUCCUUCCUAGUUUACAGUUUCUUGAUGGUGAAAUCUUAAACUAUAAUACUUUACCUACAACUGAAAGGAUCAGAAAAUCAGAAUCAAGUACUUUUAUGGAACUUUGUCAACUUCAAAUUGAAGAAAAUGUUCUACUGAAAAAAAAGGCUGCUGAACUGAGAAUUGCCUCUUCUAUCAAUUCAGCACAGGGACAAUGCUGGUAUUUUAAUCAGUUGAUAAAACUUAGCAUUAAACAUCGAUAUGCACAUGAGUAUGGUCAACUAAACAUUACUGACAGAGAUGGACCAGAAGCACUGCAAAAUCAUCUAAAGCAAACAUCUACUGGCUGCCUACAGGAAAAUAACCUCUUUAUCAUGGGUGCGACCGAAAAUAAACAGGUCUUGUUGGAUCCUUCCAAAAGAUGGAUUGCUACUGGCCAUACUCAGGCCACAUUCAUUAACUCCUCUGUACCUGUGCACCGAAAGGAAAAUAAAGAACAUCAGAAAGUGAAGCAGACGAGCACUGAAUCUUGUAUUAAUUACAGUGGGGAGAGCAAAGGCAACAAUAACAUGUCAGCCGAACUCAUGUUGCAACAGUCAGUGAUAGUAGUAAGUAAUGUGGGAAAAGAUCUUCAGCAUUUUGAGAAUGAUACAGAAAGGCUACAUAUGGCAGCAUCAGUGAUCCAGUCUUUUUGGCGGCAGUACCAUGCCAGGAGGAAAACCGACUGCAUAAAACCAGAGAAUCAUCACUUUAUCGAGUCUUUGAGACAGAAGCAUCAAGCUGCCACACUAAUCCAGGCAUUUUGGAAGGGUUUUCUUUUGCGAAAGAAACUGGCCAGUGCUCUUGCAGCUGUUAAAAGCAAUGAAGUAGAGGAUGACUAUGAAGAAAUAAAUGUGGAUGAUUUCUCAUUCAUGCAAGCUGCAUUAGAGAAGGAAUGGCUAACUCUAUAUUCCACCCGUUUCCCUUCAAAAACACUCCUGCUCUUGAACCAGCUGUACUGGCCAAAGAAGUAUUCUAGGCCUUCACAUUCCAAUGAACAUUCAAAUGGUUCACCACUGUCACCACAAGAAGUUGGGCAGUGCAUUAACAACCCACAUUCAUACUUAGCAGAAAAUAGUAGCUUUCAUAGCAGGUCAGGGAAGGGAACAAUGUCACAGCUCUCUGACUGUAAGGAAAGAAAGAUAUUUUCAUUCAUGUCUCAAAAAGAAGAGAAAAUUUCAGAAGAAUGGGGUUUUAAGGAUAUAUCUACUGCACAGCUAAUGCUGAAGAGGGCCUGUAAAAUGAAGCCUAAAAAGUAUAGUAAUAAAAAUCUAGACCCAGCUGUGAGUGUGGCGUUGUUCAAAAACAAUGAAAAUAAACAUCUCCAUGUGAAACCACUGAGGAAGACACAGCCUAUAAAUGCUAGUUACUUUGAAGGUAAAAAGGAAGAAUUUUCUCAGCUGGAUACUUCUUUAGAUGAGAAAUUACAAAGGAGAAAAGACUUUACAUACAAAUGGCUUCAUACACAGCUUUUGGAUUAUGGAGCUGCUAGUUUCAAAAAUACAAAGUGCUGUCGUUUUUUGCCUGAGUUAGAUCCUGUGAUACGUGAGAGUAGGCGAGUACAACUUGUGGCAAGCCCUGUAAGCAGAGAAGACACGGAUUUAGACCUUGUUUCCAUGGCCAGUGGAAGUGCUUUGACUGAGAACAGAGAAAAAAAUAAGCAGCCACACAGACACUCAGCAAGAUCUUCAAAAAAGAAUAUACCUACUCCAGAAAAAUCAUGUUUGGGUCCAUCUUAUAAACAGCGGAUAUCAUUUCGAGACCAUCCAGUGCAGUUCAGCGGAGGAUGGGGAGCAGGCAAAAAAAGGACGAAGCUUAAAAAUAUUGGAGAUAAUUUAACUAGUUGAUUUAAUCCAACAUGGAGGGCAUAUGGAGAGAUGUUUCUCUUUAAGCCUAUGAAUAUUAAUUUUUGGAUUCUCAUUUAGUACCAAUAUAAAGAGUUUCAAUUAACUACGUUUGACUUUUUUUGUUAUACAUGGUUUCAGUGGUUUGGGUUGGUUUUGUUUUGGUCAAAGUAUUUUAUACCUGUCAGUAAGUUAUCAUAGUUUGUGUUUUCAAUUACUUGUAUGUUCAUGUUGUGUAGAAUGCAGAGCUGAUUAACCCUACUGUUGUACAGUGAAUAAGUUUAGGCUUGCUUAUAACAACUGGUUGAGAUGUGCAAAUUUAAUAAUGAUUCAUGCUCAUGUGAUAUACGUCACAUAUCAAAACAGUGAAUUCUCAUUUUCUCACAAAUAAAAUACGUGUUUGCAAACUGUUGUG